AUGCAAGCCUCGAGAUCCUCAGUGCGUCGCGCAUGCGAUGCUUGCAAGCGACGCAAGGUCAAAUGUGACACAGAACAUCCUUGUGCCAAUUGCCGCAUUGCACGCCUGGACUGUACCUACACAGUCGCGCAGAGAAAGAGAGGGCCCAGGACAAUUCUAAGCGCCAGUAGUCCAUCUUGUGGCUCAUCAUUGAAUUUGCCUAUCAGCAUUCCCGGGCCGUCGAGGUCAGCCAGUGUAGCGUCGCCUGAGUCUCGAUCUCCAGACACUCCCAGCGUAGCAUAUGCGAGCCCACUACAAGACUCUACUCCGCGGCGCUCAGUGGCAGAAUUCAACACCGUAAUAGACUCGACGCCCUCGCCAAGUGUAUCGCAGUCGAUUCAGAGCGAGCUUCUUUGCUCGCUCCAGUCCGCCAUUCCCGUUCCAUCGAAUCCCCUGCUAGUCACCAACCACUGUAUCGACUUGUUCAUGCAAUACGUAUUCCCAACUGCGCCAUGGGUUCACGAGCCGACCCUGCGUGGUCAUGCUCAACUCUUCUUUGCAGACUCCUGCACAACGACGUUCCCGACCGCUACGAACAGAUACGAACUUAUCACUCUGCUCCGAGGCUUUACACUCAUCACUGCGCUCUGUGCGUCAGUCGUAGCUAUGAUGCCUGACAUGGUCAACCCACCUGGGCAGACUCUAGCAAAGCAUUUUCUGCAUGCAUCCAUGGAAACACUGAAAUCGUUCGAAAUCAAUGACCUUGAGCACCCAAGCGCCGCCUCAAUGACGAUAAGACUCUUCCAUUCCUCGGCACUCCAACAUAUCACGGGCAAGAGUGGUGCCGCGUGGCACCUGCAGAGUCAAGCUGCACUCAUUGCAAACACGCUUCGACUUCAUAGCGAACACACGGUAGCGCAAGUGAAUGACCCCAUAGAGAGCCUACUUCUACGGCAUCAUUUCUGGGCUAUUUAUGCUUCAGAUCAGGUUGCUGCUGCCUUCCAAAAUCGUGCAUUCAUCUUAGAUGACAGUCUCUUUCAAGAGAACGUAACCCUGCAGUCGAUUGAAAAACCAGGCAUAGCACUCUUGGACUCUGAACGACCCCAGUACGAUGAGCAAUUUGUGUGGCGGCUCUUGAAAGGAUUUUAUUUAUUCCGCUCAGUUUCUUGCCAAUCCGCUAAAAUCGUGCUACGCAUGCGCAGGCAUGGACCCUCUGUAUCGGAAACAGACGCGCGGAUAUUGACACAGGAAUAUCUCGGAUACAUCGCUCUCAUUGACAGUAUGCCUGAAUGGCUACAGAUUCCGAAUUUGGUAGACUCUUAUACCGACGAUGAAACGGAGAGGAUUUACAAACGUUCCUUUUGGGUCCAAAGAUGCACGAUACUUACGGUAUACCAUUCUAUGAGACUAGUCAUUUUACGACAAUGCAUACAAAGUAGAAUGUUUGAAAGUUUUGGUUUAAGUGAUGAUCCUCAUGGACUGGCGCUGAAAAGCAUCGAAAUUUUCUCCGAUGUUCUUCAGGCUUUGCAAGAUAUACCGAUAAUUUACCUUCGAGUGAAAGGUGAACCGACUGUCGAACGAAUCCGUCAGAUAGGGAGCAUACUCUUAGAAGUCAUCCAUACUAUUGGCGAUGAAACCAUGAAAGACCGUGCACAAACCUAUUGUAGACGGCUCUUGGACCUUCUAGCUGCACUCAAUUCUAAAACAUCGGAUAAUUUCAUGGCUGAAACAUGA
Molecule: messenger RNA, 1713 nt
Organism: Aaosphaeria arxii CBS 175.79
Lineage: Eukaryota; Fungi; Ascomycota; Dothideomycetes; Pleosporales
Exons: 2
Coding region: 1-1713 (570 amino acids)
Biological process (GO): regulation of DNA-templated transcription
Molecular function (GO): zinc ion binding; DNA-binding transcription factor activity, RNA polymerase II-specific
Source: RefSeq, a predicted model, not a curated record